This is a messenger RNA of Coregonus sp. 'balchen', 23247 nucleotides long. NCBI's taxonomy places the organism in Eukaryota, Metazoa, Chordata, Actinopteri, Salmoniformes, Salmonidae. The record is from the annotation of a GenBank genome assembly.
AUGAAGAAGUUGACGGGUCUCCCGCCACCCAACUACACCUGUUAUCGCUGUGGCAAGAAUGGACACCACAUCAGGAACUGUCCUACUAACGGGGUAAGAGGACACAUCCUUGGAGCAACCCAGUAAAUGUGUGUGUUAUCGCUGACCAGAGCAACCCAGUAAAUGUGUGUGUAAUCGCUGACCAGAGCAACCCAGUAAAUGUGUGUGUAAUCGCUGACCAGAGCAACCCAGUAAAUGGUGUGUUUUAUAGCUGACCAGAGAAACCCAGUAAAUGUGUGUGUUUUAUCGCUGACCAGAGCAACCCAGUAAAUGUGUGUGUGAUCGCUGACCAGAGCAACCCAGUAAAUGUGUGUUUUAUCGCUGACCAGAGAAACCCAGUAAAUGUGUGUUUUAUCGCUGACCAGAGAAACCCAGUAAAUGUGUGUUUUAUCGCUGACCAGAGCAACCCAGUAAAUGUGUGUUAUCGCUGACCAGAGCAACCCAGUAAAUGUGUGUUAUCGCUGACCAGAGCAACCCAGUAAAUGUGUGUGUUAUCGCUGACCAGAGCAACCCAGUAAAUGUGUGUUUUAUCGCUGACCAGAGAAACCCAGUAAAUGUGUGUGUUAUCGCUGACCAGAGAAACCCAGUAAAUGUGUGUGUUUUAUAGCUGACCAGAGCAACCCAGUAAAUGUGUGUGUUAUCGCUGACCAGAGAAACCCAGUAAAUGUGUGUGUUUUAUAGCUGACCAGAGCAACCCAGUAAAUGUGUGUGUUAUCGCUGACCAGAGCAACCCAGUAAAUGUGUGUGUGAUCGCUGACCAGAGCAACCCAGUAAAUGUGUGUGUGUGUGUGUGUUAGAAGGACAAAGGGUUUGAGCCGCCCCAGAGGAUUAAGAAGAGCACCGGCAUCCCUCGCUCCUUCAUGACGGAGGUGGACGACCCGUCUAUAAAGGGAGCCAUGCUGACCAACACUGGCCGCUACGCCAUCCCUACUAUAGAUGCGUGAGUUGACCUCCGACCCCUGACCUAUAACCCCUGACACCGGUGCCUUCCUAAUUGAGAAUGAAUAAAGUAUCACCAAUCAAAGGUUGUUUAAAAUAUUCUGAUUUAACGGCUUAACAGCAGCUUUACGCAAGACCUCAGACACAAGCUUUAGAAAGGGUUUCAGUUUACUUGGCUGUAACUCCUGACCUUUAACCUCUAAACCUGUGAACCUGUGUCCUGCUCCUCUCCUCCACAGUGAGGCCUACGCUGUAGGUAAGAAGGAGAAGCCUCCGUUCGUCCCCAGAGACAAGUCCAGUUCAGAGGAGGACGAGGAUCCUAUUCCUGAUGAGCUCCUCUGUCUGCUCUGUAAAGACCUGAUGACUGAUGCUGUGGUCAUACCCUGCUGCGGAAACUCCUACUGCGACGACUGUGAGUUUAACGCUCACACACACCCGGAAAGACCUGAUGACUGAUGGCGUCUCCUCUCCUCAGGUCUCCCUGAUGACUGAUGCCGUCUCCCUGAUGACUGAUGCCGUCUCCUCUCCUCAGGUCUCCCUGAUGACUGAUGCCGUCUCCCUGAUGACUGAUGCCGUCUCCUCUCCUCAGGUCUCCCUGAUGACUGAUGCCGUCUCCCUGAUGACUGAUGCCGUCUCCUCUCCUCAGGUCUCCCCGAUGACUGAUGGCGUCUCCUCUCCUCAGGUCUCCCUGAUGCCGUCUCCUCUCCUCAGGUCUCCCCGAUGACUGAUGGCGUCUCCUCUCCUCAGGUCUCCCUGUUGACUGAUGCCGUCUCCUCUCCUCAGGUCUCCCUGAUGACUGAUGCUGUCUCCUCUCCUCAGGUCUCCCUGAUGACUGAUGCUGUCUCCUCUCCUCAGGUCUCCCUGUUGACUGAUGCUGUCUCCUCUCCUCAGGUCUCCCUGAUGACUGAUGCUGUCUCCUCUCCUCAGGUCUCCCUGAUGACUGAUGCCGUCUCCUCUCCUCAGGUCUCCCUGAUGACUGAUGCCGUCUCCUCAGGUCUCCCUGAUGACUGAUGCUGUCUCCUCUCCUCAGGUCUCCCUGAUGACUGAUGGCGUCUCCCUGAUGACUGAUGCUGUCUCCUCUCCUCAGGUCUCCCUGAUGACUGAUGCUGUCUCCUCUCCUCAGGUCUCCCUGAUGACUGAUGCUGUCUCCUCUCCUCAGGUCUCCCUGAUGACUGAUGCUGUCUCCUCUCCUCAGGUCUCCCUGAUGCUGUCUCCUCUCCUCAGGUCUCCCCUGAUGACUGAUGCUGUCUCCUCUCCUCAGGUCUCCCCUGAUGACUGAUGCUGUCUCCUCUCCUCAGGUCUCCCCUGAUGACUGAUGCUGUCUCCUCUCCUCAGGUCUCCCUGAUGACUGAUGCUGUCUCCUCUCCUCAGGUCUCCCCUGAUGACUGAUGCUGUCUCCUCUCCUCAGGUCUCCCUGAUGCUGUCUCCUCUCCUCAGGUCUCCCUGAUGACUGAUGCUGUCUCCUCUCCUCAGGUCUCCCUGAUGACUGAUGCUGUCUCCUCUCCUCAGGUCUCCCUGAUGACUGAUGCUGUCUCCUCUCCUCAGGUCUCCCCUGAUGACUGAUGCUGUCUCCUCUCCUCAGGUCUCCCCUGAUGACUGAUGCUGUCUCCUCUCCUCAGCCUCCCCUGAUGACUGAUGCUGUCUCCUCUCCUCAGGUAUCCGUACGUCUCUGCUGGAGUCAGAGGAACAUGUGUGUCCCACCUGUAGCCAAUCGGAUGUCUCCCCUGACGCCCUCAUAGCCAAUAAGUUCCUGCGCCAGGUAAAUCUCUCUCAGGCUCCGCCUACUCAACCCUGGGCUUUAUUUAGUGAGGUUAACGUGUAUGAAAUCUGUUCUACAGUAUACAGUGGCCUUCGGAAAGUAUUCAGACCCCUUGACUUUUUCCACAUUUUGUUACAUUGCAGCCUUAUUCCACAUCAGUCUACAAACAAUACCCCAUAAUGACGAAGCAAAAACUGGCUUUUGGAAAUGUUGUCCUUCUGGAAGGUUCUCCCAUCUCCACAGAGGAACUCUGGAGCUCUGUCAGAGUGACCAUCGGGUUCUUGGUCACCUCCCUGACCAAGGCCUUUCUCCCCCGAUUGGUCAGUUUGGCCGGGCGGCCAGCUCUAGGAAGAGUCUUGGUGGUUCCAAACUUCUUCCAUUUAAGAAUGAUGGAGGCCACUGUGUUCUUGGUGACCUUCAAUGCUGCAGACAUUUUUUGGUGCCCUUCCCCAGAUCUGUGCCUCGACACAAUCCGGUCUCGGAGCUCUACGGACAAUUCCUUCGACCUCAUGGCUUGGUUUUUGCUCUGACGUGCACUGUCAACUGUGGGACCUUAUAUAGACAGGUGCGUGCCUUUCCAAAUCAUGUCCAAUCAAUUGAAUUUACCACAGGUGGACUCCAAUCAAGUUGUAGAAACAUCUCAAGGAUGAUCAAUGGGGAACAGAAUGCACCUGAGCUCAAUUUCAAGUCUCAUAGCAAAGGGGCUGAAUACUUACGUAUUUUUAAUACAUUUGCAAACAGUUCUAAAAAACCUGUUUUCACUUUGUCAUUAUGGGGUAUUGUGUGUAGAUUGAUGAUGAUCAUUUAAUCAAUUUUAGAAUAAGGCUGUAACGUAACAAAAUGUGGAAAAAGUCAAGGGGUCUGAAUACUUUCCGAAUGCACUGUAUAUUCAUUACUACAGACUGUUCAUGUAACAUACUGUAUAAAUAUGUUGAAUUCAUUACUACAUUACCGUUCAUGUAACAUACUGUAUAAAUAUGUUGAAUUCAUUACUACAUUACUGUUUAUGUAACAUACUGUAUAAAUAUGUUGAAUUCAUUACUACAUUACUGUUCAUGUAACCUACUGUAUAAAUAUGUUGAAUUCAUUACUACAUUACUGUUCAUGUAACAUACUGUAUAAAUAUGUUGAAUUCAUUACUACAUUACUGUUCAUGUAACCUACUGUAUAAGUAUGUUGAAUUCAUUACUACAUUACUGUUCAUGUAACAUACUGCAUAAAUAUGUUGAAUUCAUUACUACAUUACCGUUCAUGUAACAUACUGUAUAAAUAUGUUGAAUUCAUUACUACAUUACCGUUCAUGUAACAUACUGUAUAAAUAUGUUGAAUUCAUUACUACAUUACUGUUCAUGUAACCUACUGUAUAAAUAUGUUGAAUUCAUUACUACAUUACUGUAUAAAUAUGUUGAAUUCAUUACUACAUUACUGUUCGUGUAACAUACUGUAUAAAUAUGUUGAAUUCAUUACUACAUUACUGUUCGUGUAACAUACUGUAUAAAUAUGUUGAAUUCAUUACUACAUUACUGUCCAUGUAACAUACUGUAUAAAUAUGUUGAAUUCAUUACUACAUUACCGUUCAUGUAACAUACUGUAUAAAUAUGUUGAAUUCAUUACUACAUUACCGUUCAUGUAACAUACUGUAUAAAUAUGUUGAAUUCAUUACUACAUUACCAUUCAUGUGACAUACUGUAUAAAUAUGUUGAAUUCAUUACUACAUUACUGUUCGUGUAACCUACUGUAUAAAUAUGUUGAAUUCAUUACUACAUUACUGUAUAAAUAUGUUGAAUUCAUUACUACAUUACUGUUCGUGUAACAUACUGUAUAAAUAUGUUGAAUUCAUUACUACAUUACUGUUCAUGUAACCUACUGUAUAAGUAUGUUGAAUUCAUUACUACAUUACUGUUCAUGUAACAUACUGCAUAAAUAUGUUGAAUUCAUUACUACAUUACUGUUCAUGUAACAUACUGUAUAAAUAUGUUGAAUUCAUUACUACAUUACCGUUCAUGUGACAUACUGUAUAAAUAUGUUGAAUUCAUUACUACAUUACCGUUCAUGUAACAUACUGUAUAAAUAUGUUGAAUUCAUUACUACAUUACUGUUCAUGUAACCUACUGUAUAAAUAUGUUGAAUUCAUUACUACAUUACUGUAUAAAUAUGUUGAAUUCAUUACUACAUUACUGUUCGUGUAACAUACUGUAUAAAUAUGUUGAAUUCAUUACUACAUUACUGUUCGUGUAACAUACUGUAUAAAUAUGUUGAAUACAUUACUGUCCAUGUAACAUACUGUAUAAAUAUGUUGAAUUCAUUACUACAUUACCGUUCAUGUAACAUACUGUAUAAAUAUGUUGAAUUCAUUACUACAUUACCGUUCAUGUAACAUACUGUAUAAAUAUGUUGAAUUCAUUACUACAUUACCAUUCAUGUGACAUACUGUAUAAAUAUGUUGAAUUCAUUACUACAUUACUGUUCGUGUAACCUACUGUAUAAAUAUGUUGAAUUCAUUACUACAUUACCGUUCAUGUAACAUACUGUAUAUAUAUGUUGAAUUCCUCUCCUCUCCACCCAGGCGGUAAAUAACUUCAAGAAUGAGACGGGUUACACCAAACGCAUGACGGGAGUAGCCCAGCCUCCCUUUGUUCCCAACCCCGCCCCUCCUCUUCAGCCUCAGUCCCGCCCCCAGUGCCCUCUCCAGCCUAUCAGGAGCCAGCAAGACCCUCUCAUGCCCCGCCCUCCAGCCUUAGACACGCCACCAUUGGCUCAGCAGCAGCAGCAGCAGGUUGCCACGCCCCUCAGGUAAAGAUACAUGGAGUUCUCACUAGUGUCCUGGCAAAAAAAGACCAAAUGCACAACAACCAACCAAGUUGCCUGGGUGACGUAUUCCUCACACAUUUAUGAUGUUAUUUUUACCCCUAGGGUCGGGAACCAGAAUAACUCCUCCCGCGUGGCUGCUGGCUCCUCCUAUAACUCAGCGGGCCCCUCCCCUCAGCACCCAACCAAUCACAACAACACGCUCAUGCCAAAGUAAGAUUCUCUCUCUCCUCUCUCUCUCUCUGUUUCUCUUUCUCUCUCUCUCGUAGACACAGUCAUGUGUCCUGGGCCAGUGAAUCCGAGCUGUCUGUAAAGUUUGGGACGUUUUUAGGUAAUGAUGAUACAUGUUUUUUUUUCCAGAGAGCCAGAGAGUGGUGGGGGUGCUCAGCCUGUGGUGGUCACAGCCGACCCCCCUCUAUCCACUCCCCUCAUGGCCAAGGUGAACACACACACACACACACACACCUUCAAAUGUAUCUGUCGUUCAUUGUCAAUUCAGAUAAAGGCUCCGUAUUGUUGUUGAUACAAAGUUCUGUUUGCGUGUUGUCCGCAGGGCUACCGUGUCCCAGUGCCGGGCCAACACCGGUCUGUCAGUCACACCCUGCAGAGGACAGGUAACACCAACCGCUGCCAAACCCCAGAGACACCUUCCUCUUACAACCGACACUGUAGUAUUUAAAAGUGCUGUUUUCCUCCUAACCGACAGGUCCUCCACCCAGGUCCAACCCCACUAGACCCUCUGAAGGACCACCCCAUUGGGACAGGUACAGGUGUGUUCUCGUGGCUGUGUUCCUUGCCUCUGUUUAUAUGAAGUUCCAACAUUUUCGACAAAUGCUAUUACCCGGUUCACACCUGACUGAUGACGUCACGUCCCUCUCUUCCUGUCUCUCUCCAGCCCCUCCGGUCGUGGCAGGAACCAUAGCGACCGCGCCCCUCCCUCCCAGCCCCCUCCCUCCAACGUGCCACCCCCUCUCUACACCCCUCCCUCCCUUUUCUCUUCCCCGCUCCCCCAUCCCCCGGGUGUCAUGCCCCCCCACUACCCCCCUCCCCACUUCCCCCCGGGUCAACAGCCCCCAUCCAGCUACUCCCUGCCCCCACCUGGCUACCCCCCCGACCCCAGGAGUCACCAACCCUCCCUGGGCGCCCCCCAACACCCAGCCCCCCCUCACCGGCAAGCCCAUCCCCUCCCCCUCCUCCUCCUCCUCCUCCUUCCUCUCCAAGGAUGAGUUCUACAGACAACAGAAGAGGCUGAAGGACAAGUGAGUGGACUGACUGUCAUUCUUACUGUGGAGUAGGUAGUCUUCCUCUGUUCUGAUGGACUGACUGUCAUUCUUACUGUUGAGUAGGUAGUCUUCCUCUGUUCUGAUGGACUGACUGUCAUUCUUACUGUUGAGUAGGUAGUCUUCCUCUGUUCUGAUGGACUGACUGUCAUUCUUACUGUGGAGUAGGUAGUCUUCCUCUGUUCUGAUGGACUGACUGUCAUUCUUACUGUUGAGUAGGUAGUCUUCCUCUGUUCUGAUGGACUGACUGUCAUUCUUACUGUUGAGUAGGUAGUCUUCCUCUGUUCUGAUGGACUGACUGUCAUUCUUACUGUUGAGUAGGUAGUCUUCCUCUGUUCUGAUGGACUGACUGUCCAUUCUUACUGUUGAGUAGGUAGUCUUCCUCUGUUCUGAUGGACUGACUGUCAUUCUUACUGUUGAGUAGGUAGUCUUCCUCUGUUCUGAUGGACUGACUGUCAUUCUUACUGUUGAGUAGGUAGUCUUCCUCUGUUCUGAUGGACUGACUGUCAUUCUUACUGUUGAGUAGGUAGUCUUCCUCUGUUCUGAUGUACUGACUGUCAUUCUUACUGUGGAGUAGGUAGUCUUCCUCUGUUCUGAUGGACUGACUGUCAUUCUUACUGUUGAGUAGGUAGUCUUCCUCUGUUCUGAUGUACUGACUGUCAUUCUUACUGUGGAGUAGGUAGUCUUCCUCUGUUCUGAUGGGACUGACUGUCAUUCUUACUGUUGAGUAGGUUAGUCUUCUUCUGUUCUGAUGGACUGACUGUCAUUCUUACUGUUGAGUAGGUAGUCUUCCUCUGUUCCGAUGGACUGACUGUCAUUCUUACUGUGGAGUAGGUAGUCUUCCUCUGUUCUGAUGGACUGACUGUCAUUCUUACUGUGGAGUAGGUAGUCUUCCUCUGUUCUGAUGGACUGACUGUCAUUCUUACUGUUGAGUAGGUAGUCUUCCUCUGUUCCGAUGGACUGACUGUCAUUCUUACUGUUGAGUAGGUAGUCUUCCUCUGUUCUGAUUCCUAACCAAUCAAUGACAUUUAAUUGAUCAAUCAAGUACAAGGUAGGAGUGAAAACUCAACACUCUGCCCCGUCAAUGGAAUGAGUUUGCCGCCUGUGUGUUCUGACAUUCUCCUCCGCUAACAUGUAUUGUGUGAGCGACUAAAGUCUCAGGCCAAAGUGUGGUUCACAGAACUACUUCUCUUUCAAUCGCUCUAGUUUAUUAUUUUAACUGUGACGGGAGACGUUGACCCCGCUCGUUAAACUGAGCAGUGUUUUCUUCUCUCUCCUCCUGCCUCACUCUUCAUACUGUUAUCAAAAAUAUCGUCCCUCUCGCCUCCUGUCCUCCCCCAGCUCCCACUGUCGCUAUGGUAACCGGGAAAAGUCCAAGCUGGAUGAGUUCACGAACGACUUUGCCAAGGAGCUGCUGGAGUACAGAAAGAUCCAGAAGGAGAGGAGACGCUCUUACUCCAGGUAUAAUAUUCAAUACUCAUACAAUACAGAAAGAUCCAGAAGGAGAGACAACGCCCUUACUCCAGGUAUAAUACUCAAUACUCAUACAAUACAGAAAGAUCCAGAAGGAGAGACAACGCCCUUACUCCAGGUAUAAUACUCAAUACUCAUACAAUACAGAAAGAUCCAGAAGGAGAGACAACGCCCUUACUCCAGGUAUAAUACUCAAUACUCAUACAAUACAGAAAGAUCCAGAAGGAGAGGAGGCGCUCUUACUCCAGGUAUAAUACUCAUACAAUACAGAAAGAUCCAGAAGGAGAGACAACGCCCUUACUCCAGGUAUAAUACUCAAUACUCAUACAAUACAGAAAGAUCCAGAAGGAGAGGAGACGCCCUUACUCCAGGUAUAAUACUCAAUACUCAUACAAUACAGAAAGAUCCAGAAGGAGAGGAGGCGCUCUUACUCCAGGUAUAAUACUCAAUACUCAUACAAUACAGAAAGAUCCAGAAGGAGAGACAACGCCCUUACUCCAGGUAUAAUACUCAAUACUCAUACAAUACAGAAAGAUCCAGAAGGAGAGGAGGCGCUCUUACUCCAGGUAUAAUACUCAUACAAUACAGAAAGAUCCAGAAGGAGAGACAACGCCCUUACUCCAGGUAUAAUACUCAAUACUCAUACAAUACAGAAAGAUCCAGAAGGAGAGGAGGCGCUCUUACUCCAGGUAUAAUACUCAUACAAUACAGAAAGAUCCAGAAGGAGAGACAACGCCCUUACUCCAGGUAUAAUACUCAAUACUCAUACAAUACAGAAAGAUCCAGAAGGAGAGACAACGCCCUUACUCCAGGUAUAAUACUCAAUACUCAUACAAUACAGAAAGAUCCAGAAGGAGAGGAGACGCCCUUACUCCAGGUAUAAUACUCAAUACUCAUACAAUACAGAAAGAUCCAGAAGGAGAGACAACGCCCUUACUCCAGGUAUAAUACUCAAUACUCAUACAAUACAGAAAGAUCCAGAAGGAGAGGAGACGCCCUUACUCCAGGUAUAAUACUCAUACAAUAUUCACAUAAUACUCAUAACUGUAAUACAACACUCAUAUAAUAGUAUUCUAUACUCACAUAAUAGUAUUCUAUACUCACAUAAUAUUAUUGUAUACUGCUUACACUUAAUCUUUCCCUCUCUCUUUCUCUCUCUCCCUCUCCAUCUGUCCUUUCUCUCUCUCCCUCUCCAUCUGUCCUUUCUCUCUCUCCCUCUCCAUCUGUCCUUUCUCUCCUCCCUCUCCAUCUGUCCUUUCUCUCUCUCCCUCUCCAUCUGUCCCUUUCUCUCUCUCCCUCUCCAUCUGUCCUUUCUCUCUCCUCUCUCUUUCCUUCCUCUCUCCCUCUUCAAGCUGUCCUUUCUCCCUCUCCCUCUCCAUCUGUCCAUUUCUCUCUCUCCCUCUCCAUCUGUCCCUUUCUUUCUCCCUCUCCAUCUGUCCUUUCUCCCUCUCCCUCUCCAUCUGUCCUUCUCUUCCAUCUGUCUUCUCUCUCUCCUCUCCAUCUGUCCUUCUCUUUCUCCCUCUCCAUCUGUCCUUUCUCUCUCUCCCUCUCCAUUGUCCAUCCUUUCUCCCUCUCCAUCUGUCCUUUCUCUCUCUCCCUCUUCCAUCCCUCUCCCUGUCCUUUCUCCUCUCCCUCACCAUCUGUCCAUUUCUCUCUCUCCCUCUCCAUCUGUCCAUUUCUCUCUCUCUCCUCUCCAUCUGUCCAUUUCUCUCUCCCUCUCCAUCUGUCCAUUUCUCUCUCUCUCCCUCUCCAUCUGUCCAUUUCUCUCUCUCUCCCUCUCCAUUUCGUCCAUCUCUCUCCCUCUCCAUCUGCCCAUUUCUCUCUCUCUCCCUCUGUCCUUUCUCUCUCUCCCCAGGUCUAGGUCGUCCUACAGUAGCUCUUCCUACUCCAAAUCCCGUUCCCGUUCUCGUUCAUACUCCCGUUCCUCCAGUCGUUCCAGAUCCCGUUCCAGAUCCCGUUCCAGGUCUUACUCCCGCUCCUCCCCUUACUCCCGCCGCCACGGACGACCUCGCGGCUACCGCUCCCGCUCCCGUUCCCGCGGCUACCGCCGAUCACGCUCGCCACCGCCUUACCGGGGCCGAGAUGUGGCGGGACGGGGGAGAGGACGGGGACGAGGAGGGGGGUACCGGUCACGCUCCAGAUCACCAGGCCAAGGGGGUUACCGGACCCACACACCUCCACCCCCAAGCUCCAGGAAGCCUGCCGCUGCUGGGCCGCCGCCUGAGGGAGAGAGGAAAUACCCGGGCCGGACCGGAGGAGAGGGAUCGGGAGAGGGAGCCGGCGGUGUACGGCCGAGGCCCAGACCACAACGACCCGUACGAGAGGGAGAGGUACCGGGAGUGGGAGAGGGAAUACAGGGAGUGGUACGAGAAAUACUUCAAAAACUACAGCUCCCACAACCCCCUUCCCAAUACCCCCCCUCCCUACAGGGGCCGAUCGGCGCUUAGCUCCACCCCUGCCCCUGUGCCACCCCCAGCCGGACGAAACAGAGACCCCCACAGCCCUCCUCCCCCCUCUGACUUCUACCCCUCCCCUCGACACCGCCUGGACCGUGAAUCCUCCCCCUUCAGCCGAGGGAGGAGGCGAGGUGAGGACUAUCCCCCUCCCCCCUCACACCCCUCCCCCAGGGGCAGGAACCAGCCAAUGACUUACCAGGAGAAGUGUGCUGAGCAGUUUGGACAUCUGCCGCUGGCCCGGCCAGCCAAUCAGGAUCCUCAGAUGCCACUGAAGGUCGCUAAGGGUGACGGAGGUCCGUCGUCGAGCAUCGCCGGUGCCACGGUCACUGUGACCUCCGACCUGAAAGAGCAGAAGCACAGGAAGAGGAAGAGGAGGAAGACUGAGGAGGGGAGAGGGGGAGGAGAGUCCUCGUACUCCAGUGCGUCUGACUCUACGGACGACGCUCGGAAAGAAGAGAAGAAGAGAACCAGGAGGACUCCCGUUGGCUCGUCAAGCCACGAUGACUCCACCCCCGUACGGGACGAGCCAAUGGACAGCGACGCCUCAGACGUAGUCCCGGACAAAGCUGAUAGGUGGACCGGGGACAGUAAGGGGGAGGUAGAGGGGAGAAGAGGAGGGUCCAAACGCAGACCGGACUUCAGCACAGCUAGGAAAGACUCACCGUCCAAGAGCUGGAAGACCGCCAGAGAGCGAGACGCAGAGACAGACCGGGACGAGACUGGGACAGACCGGGAAAAGAUCACCCCAGCCAGUAGAGACCGGGACAAGAUCACCCCAGCCAGUAGAGACCGGGACAAGAUCACCCCAGCCAGUAGAGACCGGGACAAGAUCACCCCAGCCGGAACAGACCGGGACAAGACCACCCAAGCCGGUACAGACCGGGACAAGACUACCCCAGCCGGUACAGACCGGGGCAAGACCACCCCAGCCGGUACAGACCGGGGCAAGACCACCCCAGCCGGUACAGACCGGGACAAGACCACCCCAGCCGGUACAGACCGGGACAAGACCACCCCAGUCGGGACAGACCGGGGCAAGACCACCCCAGCCGGUACAGACCGGGGCAAGACCACCCCAGCUGGUACAGACUACCAGGAGACCUCUCUAACAGAACCGUCAGUCAAACGGGUCAAAGAUGAAUUUACUCCCCUCCAACCAGACUCUUCCAAACCCACCUCCCCCCCAACCCCCUGCACCCCUAACAUCAGCUCCCAAACUACCACCUCCUAAACCCGACCCAGACCAGGUCAAGCCGGUUAGAAUCGACCCAGACCCAUUCAAACCGGUUAGAACUGACCCAAACCAGUUUAAACCUGUCAGAACCAACCCAGACCAAUUCAAUACAGUUAAAACCGACCCAGACCAGUUUAAACCGGUUAGAACUGACCCGGACCAGUUGAAACCGUUCAGAACCGACCUGGACCAUUCCAGACCAGCCAAGGAGGAGCAGAGAGGGAAGCGAGAUCCAGAGGUUCGGCAGGACAGGGGCUCAGGGAGAGAGGACAAGCCCAGGAGAGAGGCUGACAGGCUGGGUAGAGAACAGGAGAGAGCCCCUGGCAAAGCUCCAGACACCAAGCCUGAGAAGAAGAGGAGGAGGAGGGGGAAGGAGGAGGAGGAGGAGGAGAGGAAGGCGAGAAAGGAGGAGAGGAGUACGUCUGAUAAGGAGAUGGAGGUGCCCCAAAUCAAAUCUCCCAGAGUGGAGCUCACCGAGACCCCAAAACCCUGCAACCCCAAACGUGACGUAGAGAAGGAGAUGGAGAGGGGUUCCAUAAGGCCUCUGAUGGAGGGAGAGCCUCAGAGGAAGACCAAGAACAACAACAGAGGAGGAGGAGAGGAGGAGGGAGGCUGGCUGGGGCUGGUGUGGUUGUGGGCGUGGCCGGAACAGAGGCAGCCAAUCAGAGCGGCUAUAUGAAGGGAAGCGUGGAGAGGAGCAGAGCCAAGAGGGGCUGUAAGGGCCUGGCGCCCGACGGAUCAGGAGCCGUAGUGGAUUACACCAGGUGAGACUGGCUGUCUGGGGAACUGACCGUGCCAUCUAAUAACAGCGGUGUGUCUCUAAUAAUAAUGACUGUCUACCUUAAGUGGAAUGAAUGGAAGUCUCUCUGGAUAAGAGUGUCAAUGUUAAGUCAUAACACGUGAUAAAGUCCUACUCUGAAAUACUGUAUGUGUUGUGUAAAGCAGCACCAGUCCCCCAGGGGGCAGUAGUCCUGUGUGUGGUGGAGCAGAGGGCAGAGCAGAGCACAGGAAGACUGUCGUUAAAACGCUGGAGGAAUACACCAACGACAGCUCCGCACCUGCUGACGACCAGAUAGUACUCGUACAGGUCAGAGACACACAGCUCUACACCUGUUAGACCAGAUAGUACUCAUACAGGUCAGACACACAGCUCUACACCUGUUAGACCAGAUAGUACUCAUACAGGUCAGACACAGCUCUACACCUGUUAGACCAGAUAGUACUCGUACAGGUCAGACAACACAGCUCUACACCUGUUAGACCAGAUAGUACUCAUACAGGUCAGACACACCAGCUCUACACCUGUUAGACCAGAUAGUACUCAUACAGGUCAGACACACAGCUCUACACCUGUUAGACCAGAUAGUACUCAUACAGGUCAGACACACAGCUCUACACCUGUUAGACCAGAUAGUACUCAUACAGGUCAGACACACACAGCUCUACACCUGUUAGACCAGAUAGUACUCAUACAGGUGACACACAAGCUCUACCCUUUUAGAACCAGUAUACUACUUAACAACACAAUUCACCGUUAGACCAAUGUCUCAUACGGUCCCCAUCAGCUCCACCCUUUAGACCAAUAGUACUCUACAGGUUAACACAUCUACACCUGUUAGACCAGAUAGUACUAAACGGGUAAACAAAAACCUCACCCCUGUUAGACCAGAUAGUACUCAUACGGUCAGAAAACCACAGCUCUCCCCCAACCUGUAAAAUAACUCAUACAGGUCAAGACACACACAGCUCUACACCUGUUAGACCAGAUAGUACUCAUACAGGUCAGACACACACAGCUCUACACCUGUUAGACCAGAUAGUACUCAUACAGGUCAGACACACAGCUCUACACCUGUUAGACCAGAUAGUACUCAUACAGGUCAGACACACACAGCUCUACACCUGUUAGACCAGAUAGUACUCAUCAGGUCAGAACACACACUCUACACCUGUAGACCAGAUAGUACUCAUACAGGUUCAGAACACACAGCUCUACACCUGUUAGACCAGAUAGUACUCAUACAGGUCAGACACACACAGCUCUACACCUGUUAGACCAGAUAGUACUCAUACAGGUCAGACACACACAGCUCUACACCUGUUAGACCAGAUAGUACUCAUACAGGUCAGACACACACAGCUCUACACCUGUUAGACCAGAUAGUACUCAUACAGGUCAGACACACACAGCUCUACACCUGUUAGACCAGAUAGUACUCAUACAGGUCAGACACACAGCUCUACAACCUGUUAGCCAGAUAGUACUCAUACAGUCGACACACCAGCUCUACAACCUGUUAACCAGAUAGUACGCCUACAGGUCAGACACAACAGCUCUACACCUGUUAGAACCCAGAUAGUACUCAUACAGUCGACAAACACACUCAAAACCCGUUAAGACCCAGAGUUCAACAGUCGACACACAAGCUCUACACCUUUUAGACCAAUAGUCUUUUAAAGCCAAAGUCAACCAGCCUUUUAAAAAAAAAACCAAAAAAACCCCUACACCUUUAACCAGAUGUACUUACGGGUCAGAAAAACACUCUCCUUUUAACCAGAUAGUACUCAUCAGGUCGAAAAACACAGCUCUACCCCUUUAGACCAGUAGUUUCAUACAGGCCCAGACCACACCUCUACACCUGUUGCCCAGUAUACUCAAAGGUCCCCAGCCCCAAAAAAACCUUUAGCAAAAACCCAAACUUUCAAAAAAAAACCCCAACAGGCCCCCCCCUUUUACAAGGUAAAAAAGCCAACAGUUCCCCCACCAAUUCUAAACUGCAAACCCCCUUUUAAAAAAAAUUUUUAGAAAGAAACCAAAGGUCCCCCUUCCCCCCGGAAAAAACCCAACGGCAACACCCCCCCCCUUUUACAGAUAUACCAUACAGGUUCCCCACCAAAAAACCUGUUGGGAAAGUACUACGGUAACCCAACUCUCACCUUUUAGCCCAAUAUACUCAACGGGUCAAACCCAACCCCCUUUUUAACAAAUUUAUUAAAACGGGGGGGCCAAGCUCUACACCUGUUAACCAGUAAAACCGGGGGCCCAAAAACCCACCGGGGGCUGCCCAAAAGGUCGAACCCACCCAAAGGAACCAAAGGGGCCUCGGGAAAAACCCCCCCCUUUUUAAACCUUUUAAACCAGUUUUUAAAGUGGGCACACCUCUACAACUUUUAGACCGAUAGUACUCACAGGAAACACCUCCCCCCUUUUGAACCAUAAACCCCCAACCCCCACUUUAAACCGUAGAAACAGGUCGACCCACACACCGGGAACCGUAGCCCAAAAAGGCGAAACACAAGCCAAACCGGCCCCCAGAAGUACUCAUGGCGCAAACACCUACCUUUAACCAGAAAACCAAAAGGGCGAACCCCCCCCCGGGAAAGGGGCCCGGGGAAAAAAAUUAACCGUAGACCCAAAACCCCAGCCCUUUAAACAAAAAACCCCGUAAACCCAGUUACCUUGGGGAAAACACAGCCACCUUUUAAAAGGAAAGAAAGUACUCUACGGUCAGACACCACCUACCCUUUUUAAAAUUAAUCAUAAGUCAGACAACCCCUCUCCCUUUUAAAAAUAUCAACAGCGAAAAAAAUUACCAGACCAAAAACAACAGUUCAAAAAACCCCCACCUUGCCCAAAAUUCUCAACGGGUAAACACAGCCUCCCCCGUUAAACCAAUAGUACUCUUUACGGGUCGAAAAAGCUCACACCUUUUUAGCCAAAAUCCAGGUUAGACCACACAGCUCACACCCCAGUUUAACUCAUGGUAACACACAGCUCUCCCCGUUAGCCAGAAAAUUAACAGGUCAGCCCAACCACUCUAACCUUUUAAAACCAAAACUAAAAGGGAACAAAACCCGGGGUCACACCCCCCCCAAAAAAUUUUAAAAAACAAAACCCCUACACCUUUUAGACCAAUGCCUUACAGGUCGACAAAAGUCUACACCUGUUAAACCAAUUUCCUACAGGUCAACAACGCUCUAAACUUUUAACCUUCUAUCAACUUCAGGCCAAACUCUAAAAUUUUAGACCAAAUUACCAACGGGUAGACAAAGCUAAACCCCUUUUAACCUUUUCAACGGUUAAACCAGCUCUACAUUGACCAAAGUCUAAACGGACCAAAAAAACCCCGUAGCAAAGUCUUUACGGAGCAAAAACCCUUUUUUUAACAAAGUUUUAAACGGGUCAGAAACACAGUUAAAACCACCUUUGCCAAAGCCCCACACACCCCAACCAGGAAAUAAUUAUCAUACAGCAGACACAACCCAAACCUUUGACCAGUUUAAAUACCAAAAACCCAAAAACCGUUCCCAAAAAAGAAACCCGGGGCCCAAACCAGCUCUACCCCUUUAACCAAUUACUUACAGGUCAACACAACCCCCAACCUAACCCCCGGGGCCCCCAAUUACUUUAAAAGGUCACCACCACACCUACCCCUUUCCCAAUAGUAAAAUCAAAACACACAUUUAAAAUUUAAAAAAAAAAAAAAAAAAAAAAAAAAAAAAAAAAAAAAAAAAAAAAAAAAAAAAAAAAAAAAAAAAAAAAAAAAAAAAAAAAAAAAAAAAAAAAAAAAAAAAAAAAAAAAAAAAAAAAAAAAAAAAAAAAAAAAAAAAAAAAAAAAAAAAAAAAAAAAAAAAAAAAAAAAAAAAAAAAAAAAAAAAAAAAAAAAAAAAAAAAAAAAAAAAAAAAAAAAAAAAAAAAAAAAAAAAAAAAAAAAAAAAAAAAAAAAAAAAAAAAAAAAAAAAAAAAAAAAAAAAAAAAAAAAAAAAAAAAAAAAAAAAAAAAAAAAAAAAAAAAAAAAAAAAAAAAAAAAAAAAAAAAAAAAAAAAAAAAAAAAAAAAAAAAAAAAAAAAAAAAAAAAAAAAAAAAAAAAAAAAAAAAAAAAAAAAAAAAAAAAAAAAAAAAAAAAAAAAAAAAAAAAAAAAAAAAAAAAAAAAAAAAAAAAAAAAAAAAAAAAAAAAAAAAAAAAAAAAAAAAAAAAAAAAAAAAAAAAAAAAAAAAAAAAAAAAAAAAAAAAAAAAAAAAAAAAAAAAAAAAAAAAAAAAAAAAAAAAAAAAAAAAAAAAAAAAAAAAAAAAAAAAAAAAAAAAAAAAAAAAAAAAAAAAAAAAAAAAAAAAAAAAAAAAAAAAAAAAAAAAAAAAAAAAAAAAAAAAAAAAAAAAAAAAAAAAAAAAAAAAAAAAAAAAAAAAAAAAAAAAAAAAAAAAAAAAAAAAAAAAACCCCCCCCCCCCCCCCCCCCCCCCCCCCCCCCCCCCCCCCCCCCCCCCCCCCCCCCCCCCCCCCCCCCCCCCCCCCCCCCCCCCCCCCCCCCCCCCCCCCCCCCCCCCCCCCCCCCCCCCCCCCCCCCCCCCCCCCCCCCCCCCCCCCCCCCCCCCCCCCCCCCCCCCCCCCCCCCCCCCCCCCCCCCCCCCCCCCCCCCCCCCCCCCCCCCCCCCCCCCCCCCCCCCCCCCCCCCCCCCCCCCCCCCCCCCCCCCCCCCCCCCCCCCCCCCCCCCCCCCCCCCCCCCCCCCCCCCCCCCCCCCCCCCCCCCCCCCCCCCCCCCCCCCCCCCCCCCCCCCCCCCCCCCCCCCCCCCCCCCCCCCCCCCCCCCCCCCCCCCCCCCCCCCCCCCCCCCCCCCCCCCCCCCCCCCCCCCCCCCCCCCCCCCCCCCCCCCCCCCCCCCCCCCCCCCCCCCCCCCCCCCCCCCCCCCCCCCCCCCCCCCCCCCCCCCCCCCCCCCCCCCCCCCCCCCCCCCCCCCCCCCCCCCCCCCCCCCCCCCCCCCCCCCCCCCCCCCCCCCCCCCCCCCCCCCCCCCCCCCCCCCCCCCCCCCCCCCCCCCCCCCCCCCCCCCCCCCCCCCCCCCCCCCCCCCCCCCCCCCCCCCCCCCCCCCCCCCCCCCCCCCCCCCCCCCCCCCCCCCCCCCCCCCCCAGCUCAAAACCUUUUAAAACCGGAUGUCUCUACAGGUCAAAACACACAUUUUCUCACCUGUUUUUAGACCAGAUAGUACUCUAAAGGUCGGGCCCCCAACAGCUUCUAAAAACCUUUUUAGACCAAUAGACUCAUACAGGUCAGAAACAGCUCUACACCUGUUAGACCGAUAGUACCCAAAAGGGCCCGACACAAAAGCUCACCCCUUUUUGGGCCCAGAUAUUACUCAUACAGGUCAGAACACAAACCCUUUUUCCACCUGUUAGACCAGAUAGUACUAAUUUUUUUUGUAAAAAAGGUCCGGACAAAACCAGCUCAACACCUUUUAGACCAGUAUACUCAUAAGGUCGGGACAAAAACACUCUAAAAACUUUUAGACCAGAUAGUACUCAUCCCAGGUCAGAAAAACACACAGCUUUUACAACCUGUUAGCCCAGAAUAUUUAAAAGGUCAAAAACACAGCUCUACACCUGUUAGACCAGAAAAUUACUAUACGGUCGGGACACACACGCUCAAAACACCUGUUAAAACCAGAUAGUACUCAUAAGGUCAAAACACCCCAAGUUUCCCCAACCUUUUGCCCCAAUGUACUCAUCCCGGUCGGGCCCACCAAAAAGGUUUCUAAACCUGUUAGAAAUAGUACCAUACAGGUAGACACACAAUCUACCCCUGUUAAAACCGAUUACUCUAAAGGUAGACAAAAACUUACACCGUUAGACCAAGAAACUCAUACAGGUCAGACACAAAAGCUCAAACACCUUUUAAAACCAGAUGUACUAUACAGGUAGACCCCCAACGCUCUAAAAACUUUUUGAACCAAAAUAGUACUCAUACAGGUCAGACACCCCAAGCUCUAAAACCUGUUAGAAAAGAUAGUACUCAUACAGGCCCGACCACACAGCUCUCCCCCUUUUUGGGGCCCCAGAUAUACCAAAACGGGUCGGAACUUUUCCCCGCCUACACCGGGUAAAACCAAGAUUCUCUACGGGGAAGACAACCAGCUCUACACCGGUUGGCCCAGAUGUAUCAUCCCGGUUUAAACCCCCACCUACCCCUGUUAGCCCAAAAAGUACUCAAAGGUCGACAAAGCUCUACACCCUUUUUUAACCCAGUAUUCCCUCAUACAGGCCCAGACACACGUUCACUUUUAGACCAGAUGUACUAAUAUAGGAAAAAAAGGGGAAAAACAGUCACCACCUGUUAGACCGGGAUGAUAUACUCAAAAGGUUUUUUUUUUAAAAAAAUGGGGGGGGGAACCCCAAAAAACCCAGUAAACCCCCCUCAAUGUUAGCCCCGGGGAUAGUAUUUAAAAACGGGUUCGACAAAGCUCACCCCUUUUAGCCCGAUAGUACCAACGGGCCCGACCAAGCUCUACCCCCUGUUGGGACCAGAUAGUAUUUCAUACAGGCCCGGGACACCCCACCCCUCUACACCUUUGGGAACCAGAUAGAAACUCUACAGGUCAACCCAAAAGUUUAAAACCCCUUUUUAAAACCAGAUGUACUCCUAACAGGUCAAAACAACAAAGCUCUACCCCUUUUGGGAACCAGAUAGUACCUAAGGUCAGCAACAGCUUUUACACCUGUUAGACCAGUUUAAAACUCUAAGGUCAGACAACAGCUCUACACCUGUUGGACCAGAUAGACCUUUACAGGUCAGAAAAACCAGCUCUAAAACCUUUUUUAAAAACCAGAUAGUACUCAUCAGGGCAGAAAACAGCUCUACACCUUUUAGACCAGAUAUUUAUCAUACAGGUCAACACAAAAGCUCUAAACCCUUUUUGGACCAAUAUACUCAUAAAGGUCGGGAAAACAAACACUCACCCCUUUUAGACCAGAUAGAAAUCAAAAAGGGUCGGAAACACAGCUCUACACAUGUUAGCCCAAUUAGUACUCUUUCCCCAGGUCAAAAAACCCAACACCACAGCUCUACACCUUUUAGACCGAUAGAAAUUUCUUUACGGUAAGACCCCAAAAGCUCUCCCAAAACCUUUUAGAAAAAAAUAGAUAUCUUUACAUUUUCCAGGACAACGUUUUAAACCCCUGUUAAAACCAGAUAGUACCUUACAGGUCAGCCCCAAAAGCUCACACCUUUUAGCCCCAAAAGGUAUGUACAGGCCCAGACAAAAAGCUUACACCCUUUUGGGACCAGAUAGUACUCUUACGGGGCAGCCCAAAAAGUUUUCACACCUGUUAACCAGAUAGUCCCUAAUACAGGUAGACAAAAAGUUUCAAAACCCCGGUUUAAAAACCAGUUUAGUACCAACGGCAGCCCAAAAGCUUCAACACCUGUUAAAACCGGGAAUAUUUACUCAAAAAGGUCAGAAAAAACAUUCUAAAACCUUUUAAACCCCAGAUAGUACUCAUACAGGUAAGACCAAAAAGCUCACAAAAUGUUAGCCCAAAUAUUACUCUACAGGUCAGACACACACAGCUCUCACCUUUUUAGACCAAUAGUACCAAAACGGGCCCGACACACCACAGCUCUACACCUGUUAGCCAGAUGGUACUCAUACAGGUCAAACACACCACAGCUCCUUACACCUGUUAGAACCAGAUAGUUCAGCUCGUUACAGGUCAGACACACACAGCUCUACACCUGUUAGACCAGAUAGUACUCAUACAGGUCAGACACACACAGCUCUACACCUGUUAGACCAGAUAGUACUCAUACAGGUCAGACACACAGCUCUACACCUGUUAGACCAGAUAGUACUCAUACAGGUCAGACACACCAGCUCUACACCUGUUAGACCAGAUAGUACUCGUUACAGGUCGGACCACCACAGCUUCUUACACCUGCUUAGACCAGUAGUACAUCAUACAGGUCAGACACACAGCUCUACAACAUGUUAGACCAGAUAGUACUCAUUUACAGGUCAGACACACGCUCUACACCUUUUAGACCAGAUAGUACUCAUACAGGUCAGACCACACAGCUCUACACCUGUUUAGACCAGAUCGUACUCAAUACAGGUCAGACACAGAUCUACACCUUUAGACCAGAUAGUACUCAUACAGGUCAGACACACACAGCUCUAACCUGUUAGACCAGAUGUACUCAUACAGGUUCAGGACACACACAGCUCUACACCUGUUAGACCAGAUAGUACUCAUACAGGUCAGACACAGCUCUACACCUGUUAGACCAGAUAGUACUCGUACAGGUCUGACGGUUGACCAAAUGUCACACACACCCUGAAAAAUAUCAAGCUGAGCAGAUCUUCCAUUCUCUCCUCCUGCAGGUCCCUCGGUCCAAGUGGGAGAAGGAGGACUAUGAAUCAGAGGAAGAGGAAGGAGGAGGGGUCAGGGUUCAACUCCGCCCCCUGCUCAACCCCUCUCUCCCUUUCCCCCCUGGACCCCACAUCACCGUGACAACAGAGACCGCGGCAGGGCGAGCGAAAGAGAGGGACCGUACCUUUCCCAAGCCAGAGAGAACUCUGUCCCCCUCUAGUGGCAGAGACGGAGAAGACAGCCUGCAGGAUGGAAAACACUCCAAAGACCACAUAGCUACUGAGAAAGACAGAGCGAUGGAGGGAGAGAGGGAGCGGUUAAAGGAGAUGGAGGGAGAGAGGGAGCGGUUAAAGGACCGGGAGAGAGAGAGGGAGCAGUUAAAGGAGCGGGAGAGGGAGCGGUUAAAGGACCGGGAGAGAGAGAGGGAGCGGUUAAAGGAGAUGGAGGGAGAGAGGGAGCGGUUAAAGGAGUGGGAGAGAGAGAGGGGGAAAGAGAGAGAAAGAGAGAGGCAGCACAGCCGCGCUUCUGACAAAGAGAUGGACAGACCUUCCUCUCAGCGGCCGGAGCGAGAGAGGAGAGAGAGAGAACGAGAGAGGACUUGGCGGAGAGGGAGCGACCACGGCAGUGAAAAGAGCUCCUCUUCCUCCUCACACUCUUUCUCACGCGACCGUAAACCCUCUUCUUCCAGGGACCACAACUCAACCUCUGACCCCAGAGCCAGAGAGCACAGAGACCACAAACAGAGAGACCACCUCCACCACAAACGUAAAGACAGCAAAGACCAGAACUCCUCCACCGUUGACCGUAACACAAACUCUACUGACCGCAGGCAGAGAGACCACCUCGACCACAAACAUAAAGACAGCAAAGACCAGAACUCCUCCACCGUUGACCGUAACACAAACUCUACUGACCGCAGACCACCAGACGACCAAGAGACCACCAGAGAGCAGAGAGACAACCCCAAACACAAAGACCACAGAGACCACCUCACCGACUGCAGACAACCAGACCACGGAAAGCUAGGCAGUGCCUCUCCGCCCUCCAAGAGAGACCCACCCCCAUCUGACCCCUCCUCCUCCACCAGCACCCAGAGAGAUCAGGGAGGGUCUGAGCCCACCAGGCCCAGUGAGAGCAGCCCUGGCAGGGACACGACGCAGGACAUAUACCCCUCUCUUCCAGUCUCCAGCUCCAUGGAGAACCAGCCCAGGAGAGGGGAGGCUGAGGGAGAGGAACCCAGAGCAGAGCGCUCCUCAACGGGGAGGGAGAGCCAGCAGGCCAGCCUAGGCACCCUAGAGAAGGAGAUGAGUGGUGGAAAGUCCCCCAUACAGCCCCCCAGGACUGACAACAGGGCAGGGGUACCCCGAGCUGUCAGAGAGAGAGAAAGAAAGAAGGAGAGAGAGGGGGAGAUGCAAAGGAUGAGAGAGAAGGAGAGGGAGAAGGAGAGGGAGAGGGAGAGAGGGGUGCAGAAGGAGAGAGAGAGGGAGCACCCUAAAGUCAGACCUCCUCCCUCUGUCACUUCUUCCAGAUCUCCUCUCUCUGUCCCUUCUUCCAGAUCUCCUCUCUCUGUCCUUUCUUCCAGAUCUCCUCCCUCUGUCCCUUCUUCCAGACCUCCUCCUGACCUGGCCAGAGAGACUGAUGAAGCGGCCUUCGAACCUGACUACAGCGAGGGAGAGAUCUCAGAGGGGGAGGACAGGGGGGAGGAGGAGGAGGAGGAGGAGGGAGAGAAAAAAGUGUCCGGACAGAGAGCGGCGUCGGGAGAGAGAGAGGCGUCGGGAGAGAGAGCGGCGUCGGGACAGAGAGCGGCGUCGGGAGAGAGAGCGGCGUCGGGACAGAGAGCGGCGUCGGGACAGAGAGCGGUGGUUGGGGGCAGCAGCAGCAGAAGUCGUAGCAGCAGCUCCAGCUCUGGCGGUAGCCUGGGCAACAAGAAAGACAAGAAGAAGAAGAAGGAGAAAAAGGAGAAGAAGAAACGGAAGAAGAAGAAGAAGGAGAAAAAGCAGAAGAGACAGGCGAGCCUGGAGGCUGAGGAGGGAGAGAUCACAGGACUGAAACACAAGAAGAAGAAGAAGAAGGAGAAGGAGGACGAGGAGCUGGGGAGAGAAGAAGGCCCGAAUUGCUAG